Messenger RNA from Delphinapterus leucas (beluga whale), 1289 nucleotides. Lineage: Eukaryota; Metazoa; Chordata; Mammalia; Artiodactyla; Monodontidae. The record is from RefSeq and is a predicted model, not a curated record.
AUGGGACAACUGAUAGGCAAGUUGAUGAGCAUCUUCGGGAAACAGGAACACAGGGUUAUCAUCGUAGGACUGGACAAUGCAGGAAAGACCUCCAUUCCCUACCCGUUCCUGAAGAAUGAGGUGGUCCCUACAUGUCCCACCAUCCGUAGCAACGUGGAGAAGAUUGUUUUGCAAAAGACCCACUUCUUCAUGUGGGACAUACGAGGAGAGGAGGCUCUGUGCUCCGCUUGGAACACAUACUACUCCAAUGCUGAGUUCGUCAUCCUUGUGAUUGACAGCACGGCCCGGGAUCGACUGCUGACCACUCUGUAGGAGCUGUGUAAGAUGCUGGCCCAUGAGGCUCUAUGAGAUGCUUCCGUCCUGAUCUUUGCCAAUAAGCAGGACGUGAAGGACUCCAUGACCACCGUGGAGAUCUCCCAAUUCCUCACCCUUAGUGCCAUGAAAGACCACCCGGGCACAUGGCACAUACAGGGCUGCUGUGCCCUCACCGGGGAAAGGCUGCCUGCCGGGCUUCAGUGGCUGCAGUCUUGGGCCACUGUCAACUGAUGUCAGCCUGAGGCCAACCAGAAUCUUUGAGGGUUUUGCAUGGACGAUGUGGGUGGAAAACCCAAAUGACUAUUUGUUAUUUUUCUGUGAUUCUCCGGUGGGACCAGGGGCAGCUAUGGACAGUGAGAUUGCCACUAUCCACCCAACCCCCACUGAGGAGCUAGACUGAGCACCCUGAAUUGCUGCAGACAGGACAACUGUAAAAGCUGCCCUUCACUCCAACCUUCUUGGAGACACCAGGGAAGCUGUUGGAUGUGCUGGGGGAUUAGGAAGUGGAGCCCCCUCCCCUCAGCCCUCAACCUCUCUGUAGGAAAAAUGGAGGACAGAGUAAGAAACCCUGGAAUUUUUCUUUCUUUCCUAGAACCCUAACCCUAAGCCCCUCACCCCCUACUCCAGCUUUCUGGCCCCUUAGCCAUCUUUGUCUCCUACCCUUUGAUCAGAGGAGAUUCCAGAAAGGUGAAGGGGUCGGCUCAGGGGAAGGAGGGCAGAACCAAACGCUGGGAGGGGAGAGGGCAGAGGACAGGACCUUCGGGCCAGGGACAGUCCCUCACACUGCAGGGACUUCUACUCCUCCCUCACCCUCCCAUUCCCUCCGACCACAGCUUUUGAGCUUUAAGCCACACCUUCACUCCCAGUGUCCUUCCAGUGUGAAUCCUACUCCUCCCAAAUAUCUCACAUUCCUCCUAGAGCAUUUGCUUUUCUUGUCUUUUUGUAGUGAUUUUUUUCACACUGUAGUAGGAAUU